AUGAAGGGCGCUUUGUUGACGGCAGCUAUGCUGCUCGGCUCGGCUCAGGCCGGAGUCCAUACGAUGAAGCUCAAGAAGGUCCCACUUGCGGAGCAGCUUGAGUCUGUUCCCAUCGAUAUGCAGGUGCAGCACCUCGGACAGAAGUACACUGGUCUCAGGCCCGAGUCCCAUACCCAGGCCAUGUUCAAGGCCACCGAUGCCCAGGUUACCGGCAACCACCCGGUUCCCAUCUCCAACUUUAUGAACGCUCAGUACUUCUCCGAAAUCACCCUCGGAACGCCACCCCAGACCUUCAAGGUAGUUCUGGAUACCGGCAGCUCCAACCUCUGGGUUCCCUCGUCCCAGUGCGGCUCCAUCGCCUGCUACCUCCACAACAAGUACGAGUCUUCCGAGUCGUCGACGUACAAGAAGAAUGGAACGAGCUUUGAGAUUCAGUAUGGCUCUGGUAGCCUCAGCGGCUUCGUCUCUCAGGACAGAAUGACCAUUGGUGACAUUACCAUCAAUGACCAGCUCUUUGCCGAGGCCACCAGCGAGCCUGGCCUGGCUUUCGCCUUUGGUCGCUUUGAUGGCAUUCUCGGUCUCGGCUACUCGAGAAUUGCCGUGAAUGGCAUCACUCCUCCAUUCUACAAGAUGGUUGAGCAGAAGCUCGUUGAUGAGCCUGUCUUCUCUUUCUACCUCGCCGACCAGGAUGGCGAGUCCGAGGUUGUGUUUGGCGGUGUCAACAAGGACAGGUACACUGGCAAGAUCACCACCAUUCCCCUCCGCCGCAAGGCCUACUGGGAGGUGGACUUCGAUGCCAUUGGCUACGGCGAGGACAUUGCGGACCUUGAGGGUCAUGGCGUUAUCCUCGACACUGGUACCUCUCUUAUCGCUCUCCCCAGCCAGCUCGCUGAGAUGCUGAAUGCCCAGAUCGGUGCCAAGAAGAGCUGGAACGGUCAGUUCACCAUCGAUUGCGCCAAGAAGACGGGCCUCAAGGAGGUAACGUUCACUCUUGCUGGCUACAACUUCACCCUGGCCCCGAGGACUACAUCCUGGAGGCCUCCGGUAGCUGCCUGUCGACCUUCAUGGGAAUGGAUAUGCCCGCCCCAGUUGGUCCCUUGGCUAUCCUUGGUGAUGCUUUCCUCCGCAAGUACUACACAGUCUACGACCUCGGCGCCGAUACUGUCGGCAUCGCCACCGCCAAGCGCUAAAUUAGCCUUGGGGAGGAAGAGGGAAGAAGUUUGGGUAACCUGA
Sordaria macrospora k-hell is the source of this 1233-nucleotide messenger RNA. RefSeq lists its product as uncharacterized. Gene Ontology annotation, biological process: proteolysis. Lineage: Eukaryota; Fungi; Ascomycota; Sordariomycetes; Sordariales; Sordariaceae. Gene Ontology annotation, molecular function: aspartic-type endopeptidase activity. The record is from RefSeq and is a predicted model, not a curated record. Gene Ontology annotation, cellular component: fungal-type vacuole.